Mauremys reevesii (Reeves's turtle) is the source of this 4085-nucleotide messenger RNA. It is a transcript of the gene VASH2, whose product is annotated as vasohibin 2. Gene Ontology annotation, cellular component: cytoplasm. The transcript has 9 exons. NCBI's taxonomy places the organism in Eukaryota, Metazoa, Chordata, Testudines, Geoemydidae. The coding region runs from base 291 to 1403 and encodes 370 amino acids. The record is from RefSeq and is a predicted model, not a curated record. Gene Ontology annotation, biological process: regulation of angiogenesis.
ACAUGGUGACGUGUCAGAGAGUAACAAUCAUGGAACAGGGAAUAAGGCGAAAGAGGCAGCCGCCGCAGCCCCAGGCGCCCGGAGAGUCCAUGGUGCAAUGAAUCCCGCUGCGACCAGAUUCAGCCCACAAGAGAAUAAACCCAGCAGCACUCACGCUGGCUAAUUUUAGCUAAUAACCACUCUGCCUGAUUGCUGUGGCAGAAAGUGAGAGAUGGAUAUGGCUUCCUUAUUGUGGCAUUGAACUGUAUGCAUACUUCCUGCUUGGACUGCUCUCGCAAUUCAAACCCAUCAUGACAGGCUCUACUUCCAAUGCCCACCACUGCCCCCAUCCCAAGGGAGCCAAAGGGGGCCGGUCAAGAAGCACUCAUGCACGGCCUGUCAGCACUGCCAACAACGGGGGCUCGGAAGAAGAAGACAAAGAUGGAGGGGUGCUUUUCCUCGUCAAUAAAAGUGGCUUCCCUAUCGAUGGGCAGACCUGGGAGAGGAUGUGGGUGCAUGUGGCAAAGGUGCACCCUGCAGGCAGAGAGAUGGUGGAGACAAUAAGGAAUGCUGCAUACCUGGCUAAACCUUCAGUACCACCAGUGCCAAACUACAGGCUCUCCAUGUCUAUCCCAGAAUGGCUUCAGGCAAUACAGAAUUACAUGAAGAUGCUGCAAUACAAUCACACAGGAACUCAGUUCUUUGAAAUUAGGAAAACAAGACCUCUAAGUGGGUUAAUGGAGACGGCAAGAGAAAUGACCAGGGAAUCCUUACCUAUCAAAUGCCUUGAAGCAGUUAUCCUGGGGAUAUACUUAACCAAUGGGCAGCCUUCCAUGGAACGAUUCCCCAUCAGCUUUAAAACCCACUUCUCAGGAAACUAUUUUCAUCAUGUGGUGCUUGGGAUUUACUGCAAUGGCCGGUACGGGUCACUGGGCAUGAGCAGAAGAUCAGAUCUGAUGGACAAACCUUUGACCUAUCGAACUCUGACCGAUCUCGUCUUUGAAUUUGAAGAUUCCUAUAAAAAGUAUCUACAUUCAGUCAAAAAAGUAAAAAUUGGAUUAUACGUCCCACAUGAGCCACACAGCUUUCAGCCCAUUGAGUGGAAGCAGCUGGUCCUCAAUGUAGCAAAGAUGUUGCGGACAGACAUAAGGAAGGAGCUGGAGAAAUAUGCCAGGGAUAUGAGAAUGAAGAUUCUGAAACCCUCAAGUGCCCACUCUCCAAUCAAAGAGCGAUCACGAGGCAAGUCACUGUCCCCUCGCCGAAGGCAGGUCAGCCCUCAGAGACGGGUGUGCAGAAGAGACAAAUCGCCUGCAGUGAUGGACAAGAAAGUGGGUGAUCUCACUACAUUGAAUGAACAUUUCUGGGAGUACUAUAUUACUGCAUUCGAUGCACCCUGCCACUCUUUACUAUGUGCAUGCCUAUGAAAAAGUGUAAGGUUUGAUUUAUAUGCAAGUGUCUUAGAAACACAGAGAACCAGUUGAGGUUUCUAUUGGUUUUUUUAAUAACCGACCAACAAUGAAUUUUUUACAAUUUCUUAAUUUUUUUUUAAACUUUGCAGACUACAGUGUUAAAGCACAAGACCUGGAGAUCAUUGUUUUGUAGAGACUAGCAUUUGCACUGUAUAAACAGUCAAACUGUGUGUACAGUCUGACUCACGAGGAAGUGUCGGAAUCAAUAGGCUUCCUUGAGAGUUUACUUUUCUAUCCAUAUUUGUGUGUAAUUUUGAAUCAUUUGUCUUUGAAGGGGAUGAUGCCUUUGUGUCUUAUAUUAAGAUCAGACAUCACAACUUAGUUAGGGACGGUUCUCCUUUAUAUGCAUUACAGUAACUUAGUUACCUUUAAAAAGAUUCUUGUUAGAGUAAGCGUAGCAAUAAUAGUUGAUUUUCACAUAUUUUUUUCAGACAAACAAACUUGUUCUUAUCUCCUCCUUCCUUAUGGUGUCCUUUUUACUGAUGGAUUUAACUAGCACUACGGAUGUAUGGCUAGAUUUUCAAACCAGUUCCACUCCCAUUUAGGGACCUUAUGGAAGUAGUCAGAUUUUUCAAAGUGCUCAGCACCCAGGAGUUCUCAUUGAACUCUGGGAGUUAGUGGGUGCUGAGUACUUGAAAGUUUAGCCACUUCAUUUAGGUUCAUAAAUGGGAGCUGAGCUGUUCUGAAAAUCUAGCUUGUACACGGUAAGCCAUACUUUUUUUUUAAGUUUUAAAAAACAAACAAGCCAGAAACAUGGGGCAUUGGUGCCUUUUGUCCUUUGGAUUUUCUGAGGAGAUGAGGCGGAGAGGUAAUAAAGACGACAAACAUAGUAAGAUUCUAGUAAGUACUAAGGCUUUGGAACACUGAAUCAGCCAGUGUUCAAAUGGAUACAGAAGCAGAUGGGAAUGCCAACAGUAAUUUGAAGAAAACAGUCCUGCAUGGGAAAGCUUUUCAGACUGUGUAGUGGGCAAAUACUUAAAUAGCACAGGACAAGAUGACAAUACAACAUAAGUGUUUGUUAUAAACAUUAAUAUAGCUUUCAGUUUAAUUCCAAUUGUACAUGAGACAAUUCAAAAGACUCCAAUAUACCUCUAUCAUAUGAGAUGUAUAUGGAUAAAGCUUUAAUAUUGUGAGAAGUAGGAGUCCAAGAUUUGUAAUGAAUAUUUAGCUGUUAAAGAGAAGUCAGUCCCCAAAGUUGGAGUCUGAUUUUUCAUGCCUUGCAGCUUGCAUAGUCAUUUUUAUAUGUGCAUGGUGUAAACAUGACUACUCACUUUACACAGGUGUGAAUGCAGGUGCAAGGCCAUAGUCAUUUUGGUGGGGCAGAGAGGGGUGAAUUUUACAAUAAAGUAAAAGUACUAAGGCAGUUGAUUUACUGUAAUGUCAGAUGGAAAUAUUUCCCCAAGCAAGCUAUUGCAUAAACACUGAAUAAUGUACUGAUCUGUCAUCUGGCCUUUCUUAUGCCUGGAGGAAGAGAGCAUGACUUUAUAAAAAGUCAUGGAAUUUUGCAAUACAUUAAUUGUGAAAUAAGCUACAAAAUGACUAGAGAAUAAAUUAAGGCCCCAGUCUGCCAACAAGCCCUGGCAGGUCCUGAUACAAUUGAACAGGGCUCCACUGAAAUCGGCUGUGUUUGCUGCAGAUGUGUUUGGAGCUCAUUGCAAGAUUGAGGUUAUGUAUUUCCCCACUUUUUUUUUAAGUUAUCCCCCCCAAUACCAAACAAACAAAAAACAGCUGGUAAGUUCUUCUCCUAAUUCACAUUUCAUUUUGGUUACUGAAAACGAUUCCCCCUCUGUCUGAAGAACAGCACAGGUGAUGACUUGACUGAAUUUAGAGGAUUUCCUUUUCCGGAGUUCUGGAGAGGGUUCCUUGCAGUGAAACAUAAGGCUUCAUUACAGCCCACAACCUUUUUGUGUUGUAUAUUUAUCAAGUCUUAUUUGCUUUAAAAUAGGUUUUGAAUAGGAUGGGGGUUUUGGGGGAGGGAGGAGGUUAGGUGCGAGGGUAAAGAAUGGGGGGAAAAAAAUCAUGGUUUGUAUUAGUGUAAAAUUUUAAGCCAUUAUGAUCAAUAGAAUUUCAGUUCUAAAACAAUAUGUACUGCUCAGUGUUUUGUGACCUUGUAAGCAUAAGUCAACUGUUAGCUUAUACAACAGAUUCCUCAUUAAUGAAGUGAUAAGGAAAAUAAGGUUUAGUUAAGCAACAGAAGCCUUGAUUUUUAACUGUACUUUGGUGCCAUUAGAAUAUACUUGAUUUUGAAAAAAUUUGUUUUUCUACAGUACCCUGACUAUUUCUUCCAAUUUGAUGAUGUGGUUUUACCAGCAUCCAGAGUAUUUUGGCUUACGUGGUUUAUCUGAACAUCUAACUUGCUACACCGAAGCUUUUCUAAGCUAUAAAGCUGUGACAUUAUUUUGUACUUUGUUUGUUUUGAAGUACAAGUGAAUUUUAUUCAUUCUCUUCAAAUUUGCUCUUGCACUUGCAUUUUUGUCUUACCUUUAAAACUGUGAUUCCAACUGCCUGUUUUUCUAGCUCAUUGCAAACGAUAUUCUGGACAAAUACAUGUGCAUGGCUCUGGGUCUUGCUUUUCUCAUCACUUGUAUGUUUAUGUGCAGCAUGGAACUUUAAUAAAAUGUCUUGGUCUUUUUUUAA